Messenger RNA from Zea mays, 650 nucleotides. Its product is annotated as calmodulin-binding protein 60 C. Gene Ontology annotation, cellular component: nucleus. The transcript has 2 exons. Bases 27 to 641 code for a protein of 204 amino acids. Gene Ontology annotation, biological process: regulation of salicylic acid biosynthetic process. NCBI's taxonomy places the organism in Eukaryota, Viridiplantae, Streptophyta, Magnoliopsida, Poales, Poaceae. Gene Ontology annotation, molecular function: calmodulin binding; sequence-specific DNA binding; DNA-binding transcription factor activity. The record is from RefSeq and is a predicted model, not a curated record.
UUCCCCAAAGCGAAUUGAAGGUUCAAAUGGAAGAACUCUGCAACUCGAAUUCCGAACAAGGCUAUCACUUCCCCCUUUUUACUGGAGGAAAAGUUGAAGGGGAGCAGGGAGCUGCAAUUCAUGUUGUUUUGUUUGAUGCUGGCACUGGCUGUGUUGUAUCCUCUGGACCAGAGCCGUCUGCCAAUCUUGACAUCGUUGUUCUAGAAGGUGAUUUCAACAAUGAAGAUGAGGAGGGCUGGACCGGAGAAGAGUUUGGCAGUCACGUUGUGAAGGAGCGUGAGGGAAAGCGGCCUAUUUUAACUGGUGAUCUACAAGUCACACUAAAAGAAGGUGUGGGGACAAUUGGGGAGCUUACAUUCACAGAUAACUCUAGCUGGAUAAGGAGUAGGAAAUUCAGACUUGGCUUGAAGAUUGCCUCAGGAUUUUGUGAGGGUGUUCGCAUUCGUGAGGCAAAAACAGAAGCCUUUAUGGUUAAGGACCAUAGAGGAGAAUUGUACAAGAAGCACUAUCCACCUACACUGAAAGAUGAGGUCUGGAGGUUGGAAAAAAUAGGGAAGGAUGGGUCAUUCCAUAAGAGGCUGAACAAAUCUGGAAUAUCUACAGUUGAGGAUUUCCUUAGGCUUGUGGUUCGGGAUCCAUAGAAAUUACGC